GAUACCCUCGACGAACCUGUAUCGGUUACUAUUCUUCGUGACCUGAAACAAGUUGCAGGAAAGCUGAAGCAAGUACUUCAUCCAAAAGGAGAUCGAAAUGUGUUGAGAGAUUGGGAUUUGUGGGGUCCUUUGAUUCUGUGCUUGGCAUUAGCAAUUACCUUGAGUGCAAAGGCCCCGUCUGAUCAAGCAGUCCCUAUCUUUACUGGAGUAUUUACCAUUGUCUGGAUUGGUGCAGCUGUUGUGACAUUAAAUGCAAAGCUUUUGGGUGGUGCUGUUUCGUUCUUCCAAUCUGUGUGUGUGAUUGGAUACUGUCUUUUCCCUCUAGUCUUAUCCUCUGUCAUAUCAAUCUUUGUCAAACUUGUUUGGGUCAGAAUCCCCAUGGCACUUGUUACAUUUGCAUGGUCUACCUAUGCUUCUGUUGGCUUCUUGUCAGAGUCUCAGGUGCAUCUUAACAAUCGUCGUGCACUGGCAGUCUAUCCCCUUUGCCUAUUCUAUUUCUCCAUCUCAUGGCUCGUCCUG
This is a messenger RNA of Phycomyces blakesleeanus NRRL 1555(-), 519 nucleotides long. RefSeq lists its product as hypothetical. The record is from RefSeq and is a predicted model, not a curated record. The annotation marks the transcript as partial. NCBI's taxonomy places the organism in Eukaryota, Fungi, Mucoromycota, Mucoromycetes, Mucorales, Phycomycetaceae. Gene Ontology annotation, cellular component: membrane; trans-Golgi network. The transcript has 7 exons. Gene Ontology annotation, biological process: endoplasmic reticulum to Golgi vesicle-mediated transport.